CAUGGAUGAGGUGAGCCAGAGUUCCUUCACUACAGCUCUGAAGGCUUAGCUAGCUACAGACUAUCUCUGCUUCCCUGUCCAGUGUACCUCAGAGGCACCAUUAUUUUACCAUGCUUCCUAUAUACUACACGUAUAGAAAGUGUGCCCCCAAAGCCGCCCAGAUCCUUCUCAUCUCCGUUACUUGGUUCUGUAGCGCUGGCGGACAUGACUCCGUUUUCACAGAGUCACCAAAAUUAGCUUCUUAUUUUGGAACUAAGACCAGAUAUGAAGAAGUCAAUCCCUUCCUCCUGUCAAGUCCUCUUUUGGUUACAAGGAAGCAUGACCUACUGCCAAAUUCUUGCACCCCUCUCCAAAUAGUCUCUGUGAUCAGGCAUGGGACACGAUACCCUACCAAAAAGCAAAUACAGAAGCUGAAGAAAAUGUACAGCCUAAUCGAAGAAAGUACAAGCAACUGUGAGCUGGUAAAGGAGCUGAAGAGCUGGAACAUGUGGUAUGAGGACUGGAUGGAUGGACAACUGGUGAAGAAAGGAGAGGAGGACAUGAAGAACCUGGCUUAUAGACUGGCUUCUCUCUUUCCUUCCCUGUUCACGUCGGACAAGUUCCAUAAAUGUAAAAUGUCUUUUACCACCAGCUCUAAGCAUCGAUGUGUUGACAGCACAAAAGCUUUUAUCAGCGGGCUGGCACACACUUACCUCAGACUUCCUCUACCAACUGAAGAUACACUGGAAAGUGCGGCGUGCAGAAACCCUGUGGUCAAUGACACUUUAAUGCGUUUCUUUGAUCACUGUGAGAAGUUUGUGGCCCAAGUAGAAGAUAAUGACACAGCAAUGCAUGAAGUGGACAAGUUUAAGAAAGGACCAGAAAUGAGGAGAGUUCUGCACAAAAUAUCUGACCUCCUAAGCGUUCCAGAGCAUGAGCUGAAUGCAGAUUUAAUACAAGUGGCCUUUUUUACCUGCUCGUUUGAACUGGCCAUCAACAAUGUUGCCAACUCUCCAUGGUGCAGGCUGUUUGAUGAAGAAGAUGCCAAAGUCUUGGAAUACCUCAAUGACCUGAAACAGUAUUGGAAGCGGGGCUAUGGAUAUGAUAUCAACAGCCGCUCCAGCUGUAGCCUGUUCCGGAAUAUCUUCCAGCACUUGGACACCGCGGUUUCUGAAAGUAAAAGGUCCCAGCAGAUCUCCACCCCCGUUGUUAUGCAAUUUGGGCAUGCCGAGACUCUCUUGCCAUUAUUGGCCCUGAUGGGACUGUUUAAGGAUGAGAAACCUUUGACCGCUGACAACUUCUCCAAACACGUGGACCAGAAGUUUCGCAGUGGCAGAAUUGUGCCUUACGCUUCAAACCUUGUGUUAGUCCUGUACCACUGUGAUUUGGCAGAGAGUCCUGAGGAAGAGUACCAAGUUCAGAUGCUGCUUAAUGAAAAUCUUCUUCCCUUCCCUCAUACCCAAGAGUCUGUCUGUCUUUUUGAUGACUUGAAGAAGCAGUACAGCCACCUUCUUGACGGCUGCCAUGUCAAAGACGAGUGCCAAAUGACAGCAGCUUAUACCUCUGAGGGUGAGCUAUGAGAUGGUUAUGGGUAGAUACAUUGAGGCUUCUCAGCUGCUGGUGGAACAAUUUCCAAGCUGGGAUGUAGAGUCCACCAGCUGCUGGUAGGCAGUAGGUACUAUCCUUCAGGUUUGUGGUGGAGUCCAAUGAAUUACCAAUGAUUUCCGUUUCUUCCAACUCUGGGAACAGGUGAAUUGAUCUUUUUUUUUUUUUUUUUGGCAUACCUACCCUAAGUUUGAGUAGGCCAGUAUGCCAUCAGUAUUUUGUGCUUUACAAUCUUAAUGCUUUAUUGGAGGUUCCGUGCAAUAUUUAGGAGUGGCUUUUUUCUUAUCUGCUUGCUUUCCAAAAUUGAUUUUGGUGACCUGUAUAUUGUGGCGCAAUCAUGCUGACUACAUAUGGCGCACACUCCCUCAGUAUAGGCUAUAACAGUUGGUGGAUGGAGGAGGACUAGCCGACCCUAGGUUGAAUGUGGCUACAUUGUUUGGAGCAGUGAAUUCUCUUCUUGGCAGCUCAUGCAACUUGAUUACAAGGUUAGCCCACUCAUGGGAACUGAGCCCACUCAAUGUUUUUUUAUUUUUUUGGGCUAUGUGUUUGGAGCUACAAAAGAGUCAAGAUUAGAUUUAGUAGCCUGUAUGAAUGUCUUUCCAGUAUGUAAAGGUUUACAGAGACCAAACAUUCAAGAGAGGAUUGUGCACAUGUAUAUGAUUCUUUACAUAGCUGAGACUGACAUGUUUUCAGCAUUAUAUGCUUCAAGUGCAACUGACAAUGACAUUUAUUAAGCUCUGGUGUAGUUGAAGGAUGCAGUGGGGCAAGUCACAAUUGGGCCCCUACAACAAGAGCCACAAUGUGCAAUGCAAAGGUGCUAUGACCAAACAAAUGAAAAAUGUAAUUACACUAGGCUGAGUUAUUCUUUUUUUUUUUUUCCACUAGCCCAGUUGUCAUUUUUUUUUAAAUCAGGGCAAAAAGCUUUACGUAUCUCUGUUUUAGAGUCAAGUCAAUGAGUGAGAUCUGUUAACAUAGGGUUAGACUUAAAGGGGUUAUCCGGGUUAAAAUAAUGAUGACCUAUCCACUGGAGAGGUCAUCAUUACCAUAUUGGUGGGGGGCCAAGUCCCAGCACCCCUGCCAAUCAGCUUUGGUGAAAGUGGUGGGCUCCCAGCAGCUUUCCAAGCAAGGUGUCGUACAUGGUGUAUGCGCUUGGUAUUGCACUCAGUCCAAUUGACUUGAAUGGAAUUGAGCUGCAACAGGGCCACAUGAACAAUAUGUGGUGACAUCACUGGCCUAGGAAGAGGCCGCCACACCUGCAGAGCGCCUGGCCUGUUCUAACAGCUGAUUGGCUGGGUGUCUGACCCCCCAAAUGUGAUACUGAUGACCUGUACUGAGGACAGGUCAGCAAUAUCUUUUCCCGGAUAACCCCUUUAAACUGGCCAUACACUUAAAGGGACACUUCCUUCAGAAAGUUUUUUUUUGCUGUGCUAAAAGUUCAAACAAAGAAGAUAAAAAGCCAGGUCACAAAGAAGAAUAUAUGGAGCGAUUUAAAAACAUUAUGUCCAGGAAACCACCCCCCUGUUUUUUGUAAAAAAUAAAAAAAAAUUAUAUAGAACAUAUACAUGCUAUCAAUAAUGAUAAAAACUUUUGAUGGAAGUGUCCCUUUAAGGUUAGGACCCGGCACAAUGUGGCCAGUCAGUUGUACAUCAAAGCUUUGGUGCCAGCGUUGUGACCAUCAACAUGGCAGCUAUUAUUGACGGAUCAGGGGCAAAAAGAAAUGUAAGAAAAUAGAACGUGCUUGCGCAAAGUGACGAAUGAUCAGUCGGAAAUUGGCAUACAGUUAAAUGUGGGAUAGCAGAUGGCAAUGGCAAACUCAUUGAUAGGCUGAAAUAGUCAAAAUCUUUAUUUAUUUAUUAUUUUUUAAUGAACAAGCUUUAAAUAAAUAAAUAAAUUGAACACUGCAUUAACAUUCCAUACAUACAAAAUAGGCAACUGAUAAAUAGUAAUCCUGUGGUGGUUUUGGGGAACAUUCUAUACAGUUCCGUAAGCACACUUUGCAAUUAUAUUACAUUGUCACUAACUUCCUACAACUUAACAUAUUUAAAGAGAACCUGUCACCAUAAAAAUGCAGUGCAAUCUGCAGGCAGCAUGUUACACAGCAGGGGGAGCUGAGCAGAUAUAUGUAUGGGUUUUCCGUGGAAAUAUUUAAUAAAACUUAUUUAACUCAUUUAAAUUCCUGGUCAUUCUGUUCUUUGAAGUCCAGGAGGCGGACCUAUCAGUGAUUGACAGCUCUCUCUGUAUAGAGGACAAGCUGUCAAUCACUGAUGGGACCGACUCCUGGACUUCGAAGCCCAGAAUGUGCAGGAAUGUAAAUGAGUAAAUUACAAGUUUUACUGAAUCUUCUCCCAUAAACUAUGGGGGUCAUUUAUUAAGAUCAGCGUUUUAGAUGCCGGUCUUGGCGGUGGACUGAAGUUAUGAAGAGGCGACGGCUUCCAAGCUGUCUUACAUUUAGACCUUUUUCUACCCCUGAAACAGGCAUAGAAAAUGGUAAAUGAGACGGCCUUUCUGGCCCAUCCCCUUUCCCGCCCAUGCCACGCCCACAAUUUUAGACCGGGAUAAAGUCGCAGAUGCACCUGAAAUACUCCUAAUAUAGGCAUAUUUCAGUAUAAUAAAUGACCCCCCUAUAUAUCAAUCUGCUCAGCUCGUCCUGCUCUAUGCUGUCUUCAGCUCAGAUACCAUGUUCAAUUAGACAGGUUCCCUUUAAAGUAAUAACUACACUUCAGUGCAGCUUUUUCAACAGUUGAAACUAUUGGACCAAAACCAGCGCUGCAAACACAAACGGGGAGAUUUUUCAACACCGGUGCUUGUCUUGAUAUCCUGAGUUGCUGGAGGAUGUGCCUAAUAUUCGACAAGGCUUGCUCCUCGUCAUAAAUUAGGAGCCUCCUCCAGCAGUCCGUGCACCUAAGCAGAACUCUAUGGUAGCUUUGAGCUGCUAUAGAUUUCUGGCUUAAUUUGCAGCAGAAAACUGGCGUAAAUGAAUAUAAAUUUGUUGUGGCAGCUGGCCAUGGUUUCUUCCUGCCCUUUCCACGUCCCCUUUUGGAAAAGUGUCAAGGGCAGCGUAAAAAAAAUAGCACUUCCAGCUUUUUAAAAAGCAGCAAACACACAGUUUGCGACUUAUUAAUGCCAUUUUUCUGGCACAGGAAGAUGAUAAAUGUCCCCCAACGUGUUACAAGUGGAGGAUCAUGACACCUUACCGAUCCUUUCCAGCUGCUGUUCAGCUAGCCCCGCUCCUCUUCUAAGGGUUGGCAUGCCAACCAUGGUUUUGGCUAUUAAUUGGCUAAGAGGGCCUCAUAUGAUUUUAUGAGUGCAGAACAAUAGCACCGCGGGCGGCCCGACGUGCACAGCAUCAUUGUAAUAUAUGAUGCUGUGCGCAGGAUCAAUACCGCUCCAGGACAUAUGGCGCGCUCACGGACUGUAUGUCUCAGAGGGCAUACGGUCUUGUGUUAAGCCCCAAAACGGGAACUGGAGAGGAACAGGGAUCAGAGCAGUGGCCAAACACAGCAGCAGAGGAUCAGUGAGUACUGACUGUUUUAUUAUUACUCUGACCCUAUUUUUAAUCAUAAUUAUGCUACCGGAAUACACCUUUAAUCUAAAUUAAUCUAGACUUUUCAAUAAUUAAAAAUGUUACAAGUCUUUUAUUGAAAAAUCCAAAUAUACAUACAUAUUUCUUGGGCUCACCCGGCCUCCGGGCACAGGGUAAUAUGUACAUUAUAUGAUAUUUUUAUUAUGCAUUAUACAACAAACUGUUUUGAUGAGCACUUGGAUUAACUUUUCUCUUUUUUUUCUUGUUGGCAUGUCAUCAAUGUUUUUAGCAUGCACUGAUAUUGUAAGUUAUGCCUGAUAUUCAUACGUUUGUCAGGGUCUUUGGUCUUAGAUUGGGGUGCUAGUGUGGCUUUCUACUUUCACAUUAGACUUAGCCAUGACUCAAAGUAUUUACAAGUGUUUCUGAGUUAGGCUACUUUCACACUUGCACUGUUGUUGUUGUUUUCCAGUAUUGAGGUCUGGCAGAGGAUCUCAAUACCGGAAGAAAACGUAUACUAUUAGUCCUCAUGCAUUCCGAAUGGAAAAAGAUCCAUUCAGGAUUCCGUUCCGUCAGCAUUCCAUUUUGUGACCGGACACAAAACCACUGUAAGGCUACUUUCACUCUGGCGUUUCUGGGUCCGCUUGUGAGAUCCAUUUCAAGGCUCUCACAAGCGGCCCAAAAUGGAUCAGUUUA
Molecule: messenger RNA, 5800 nt
Organism: Bufo gargarizans (Asiatic toad)
Lineage: Eukaryota; Metazoa; Chordata; Amphibia; Anura; Bufonidae
Product: multiple inositol polyphosphate phosphatase 1-like
Exons: 5
Coding region: 111-1559 (482 amino acids)
Molecular function (GO): acid phosphatase activity; inositol phosphate phosphatase activity
Source: RefSeq, a predicted model, not a curated record